This is a messenger RNA of Cavia porcellus (domestic guinea pig), 2922 nucleotides long. RefSeq names its product GON7 subunit of KEOPS complex (gene Gon7). Lineage: Eukaryota; Metazoa; Chordata; Mammalia; Rodentia; Caviidae. The transcript has 2 exons. The record is from RefSeq and is a predicted model, not a curated record. Gene Ontology annotation, cellular component: EKC/KEOPS complex. Bases 1 to 309 code for a protein of 102 amino acids.
AUGUCUCUGGUCGGAGAGUACGUCGGGCCAGACGGGGAGCGGCGGGAGCUGCGGGUUCUCUGUGAAGCAUGCGGUGACGCCGACCCUCUCCAGAAGCUGUUGUGGGGUGUGACCCAGAUGAAGGAGCUGGUAAACCAGUUUUUCGACCCUUUGGUACAGCGGGAAGCGAAGGGUCGAGUGACUACGGAUCCAGAGGAGACGCUGGAGGGUAAUGAUGAAGAUGAUGCAGAAGAUGAAAAUAACCUUGAUAAAAGAACUAAUUCAGAUGGACCAUCUGCAAAGCGGCCAAAAACACCAUCUGAGCAGUAGUUUUUGUGAAAUUUAAGACUAUUGCUUUGUCCUAAGUAUCACACACAUAUUAAAGAAGACUGGAGAUCUAAUUUGGAAAAGCAUUUAUUUUGUUUAUCUGGGACAGGUUUGUCAGAAAGUUUUCUGUUGCUAGCAGAGAGAUACAGUGAAUUAUUUAGGAAUAAAGUCUGUUUUGUUGAGUAAAAAAUUACAGGACUUAGAAAUGUAUAAAAUACAUAUAAUAUAUAAAAUCCUCUAAGACAAACUGAAUUUUAUUGCCCUCUAACCAUUGAAUUAAAUUGUGUGAAGUCUACAUCUUGAGGCUGCUGCUAUAAAAAGUACAUACCAUGAAUUAUUGGCAGUAAAUCUCAAAAGAACUGAUAUGAACAAGUGGCAGAAAUUGGGUAUUAAAUGUCAGAAUGUCAGUUUCUUUUUUUUUUUUGGUCUUUUUGAGAUGGUCUCACUAUGCAGGUCAGGCUGGUCUUGGACUCACUUUGUAGCCCAGGCUAGUCUUGAACUUGCAAUGAUCCUCCUGCCUCAGUCUCCUGAGUGCUGGGAUUAUAGAAUGUCAGUUCCUUAAAAAAAAAGGAAAAUAAGAAACUAGAAACACUAACGGAAAAGCAGAGACUUUGAGAGAGAUUCAAGGAAACCCUGAGUUUGUACCUACACUCAUUUUGUAGCUAUCCAGAGAUGAUUCCACUCUGAACAUGCAUUAAUUUUCUGAUUUAUCUGGUAACCUCUGCAGCAAGAUGAGGUAUGUUCGUGCACUGCAAUGUUUUUGUGGUAUAUAUACAAAUACAAAUAUGAGCCUAAGUAAAUCAUCCUUGUUGACUGUAAUCCCAGCACACAGGAGGCUGCAAACACAAAUCAUGUUCCUAAAAUGAAUGUGUGUUCUUUUUUCAGUGAGACUGAGGCAUUUUUAUUUGCUGUAUAUCAUUCAAGAUUAAUUGAUAGAGCUAAGACACAAAGAAACCAAGUAUUUGUAGAAUUUUAGAGUUGAAAGUAACCUUACAAAUUAUAUGAGUAUUUUAGGAAUAAAUGGAAUUUUAGAAUAGUUAUUUGACUCAGGUAACUGAGAUAAAUAUUAGAAGAGGUAGGUUACAUAUGCAGCCUUUAAGUAUUUAAGGUGAUAAAAUGUUAGAUUAUCAAUCAUCUUUUGUAAUCACCUUUAUGAAAUAAUGUAAGUGAUAAUUUUGUACUUUUCCAGUUACAUUUUCUGAAAUCUAUAACUUACAGCAUGCUUUUAAGGAUGCUCAAUUUACAUACUUUUCAUAUCCCUAAAAUAAUCUUUUACUUGGAACAUCAGCCUUCCACUAAAUCCUCUUAUGUCAUCAAGACAGUGCCAACUAGAAGGUUGACCAACUACAAAUGGUCAGAUAUCACCUUAUUUAGUUUAUUAUGAUUCUAAUACUCAACUGUUACUAUACUCCACCUCUCUGUGUACAACCUUUAGAGAGAAAACUUACCCAUAUAUAGUUGAGGUAGCAUAUAAACUGAUGGUUGAACUUGACUCCUGAACAUUUGUUACCUUUGUUUAGUAAAUAUGUUUAUAAAGAUACUUCAGGAUAGUAGUUUUGCUUAUAGUCCCGUGUUUUGAGGUUCUGGGUUAUACGAUAUGCUAUUUAGUUUUAAUACUGAAAUAAUCUAGAAUAUGUUAGUAUAAACUUAUUUAACGGUUUGAAACAGCUCUAACAUUACUUUUGUACAGAAAAGCCAAUCUCAAAUUCUGCCUAAAAGUCAGCUUAACACUAAGCUUAAAUAAUCUUAAAUGUGAAACAUAGAAUUUUUGUAAGAGAGAUGACUUUCCUAAAAGUUAGUGCUUAAGUAGUACUUAAUGUAAAUAAUAUAUAUAUAUUUCUUUUUGUCUUUUUCAUUUUUAUCGGUACCAGGGAUCGAGCUCACGGCCACCUCCUUGCAAGGCAGGUGCUUAUACCACUGAGCUAAAUCCCCAGCCCCUAAAUAAUACAAUUUUAUGGCCAAUGCCUUUCACACUUUUUUAAUAGGUUGAGAUUCCUUAGCUAUACUCUAAGGACUUUUAAGUAUUUUUUUAAGGUUUUUAUCUGUACCAGGGAUCGAACUCACGACUGCCUGCUUGCAAGGCAGGCCCUUAUGCCACUGAGCUAAAUGCCCAGCUUAAGUAUUUUUUUAGCCACCUAUAAAGAAAAAAAAAUUACUUUGAGGGAGAAAAAUAGAUAAAGAAUAUGGGGGAAAUAGGUCUGUCCCCUGGGCCAAAUGAUUUUUGUUUAGCUUUUCUCAUCCUGUAGGUCUUAAUUUUACAUUUCCUCCAGGAAUACAUUUUAGUUUUGUUUUUUAAAUGUUGCACCAGGGAUUGAACUCAGACCUCAGACCCUUAGGCAUGUCUAGAGAUUGAAUGCAGGGCCUCAUGCUAGACAAGUACUUUGCCACUGAGCUAUAUAUUUUUGUUUUGCGACUGUCUUGCUAAAUUGCCUGUGCUGCCCUCCAGCUGUGAUCCUUCUGCCUAAAAGAUCUGUAUUUUUAAAGGAAAUAAGGUGUAUGAUUUCUUCCAAAUGAGAAAAUAAGUUGGAGAUGUGGUUUUUGGUUGUGUAGUACUUUUAUCUUGUUUUUAUAUUUAUCCUAUUAAAGAUACAGGUAUUUCUCAAUGGAAUUGUUCAA